AUGCAUGGAGCCACUGGCCCUUAUGUUUCGACUAUCCUAUGUGACCACCUUGGAGUCGAACCUCGUGGUUUGCUGAGAACGAAUCCUAAACCAGACUUUGGAGGUGGCCAUCCCGAUCCUAAUCUAACGUACGCCAGAACGUUAGUGGAGCAGCUGAGGAAGGGAGAACACGACUUUGGAGCGGCUUUCGAUGGCGAUGGAGACCGCAACAUGAUCCUAGGGAAGAAUGGAUUUUUCGUAACACCAAGCGAUUCCCUUGCUGUGAUUGCUGACAAUCUAGGCUGCAUUCCCUACUUCCAGUCCAAAAAAGUCGCCGGCUUUGCACGAUCCAUGCCUACAGCUGGUGCUGUCGAUCUAGUUGCCAAAGCUAAAGGGCUGGAGGUUGGUUGUCGUCAUUAUUUG
Messenger RNA from Cooperia oncophora, 402 nucleotides. NCBI's taxonomy places the organism in Eukaryota, Metazoa, Nematoda, Chromadorea, Rhabditida, Trichostrongylidae. The record is from the annotation of a GenBank genome assembly.